Orussus abietinus is the source of this 3379-nucleotide messenger RNA. RefSeq names its product purine nucleoside phosphorylase. NCBI's taxonomy places the organism in Eukaryota, Metazoa, Arthropoda, Insecta, Hymenoptera, Orussidae. Bases 166 to 1200 code for a protein of 344 amino acids. Gene Ontology annotation, molecular function: purine-nucleoside phosphorylase activity. The transcript is spliced from 6 exons. Gene Ontology annotation, cellular component: cytoplasm. The record is from RefSeq and is a predicted model, not a curated record. Gene Ontology annotation, biological process: nucleoside metabolic process.
UCAAGCUCGAAAAUCCGCUCGGACUCGCUCGGCCCGGCGCGAAUCGUUAGUUCUACCAGUGCGCGACAAUUCGCCCUCUCGAGAGAGAAUUCGUUCCGCUCGGGAACUCGCCUCCGUUUUUUCGAAUUUCGCUCCCGUUCCGCACCCCGGAGUACAACUUGAAAAAUGCCCUUUACGGAGGUAGUGAACGGCCAUAACAGGGCGAACCUGAAGAGGCCUAACGAAAACGAGUUUCUGCACACAAACGUCAAGCAUGCCAGUCACACCACGUACACCUUCGAAGCCCUCCAGGAGUCUGCACAGUACCUGCUGGACCGAGUUUCGAUGAGGCCCAAAAUCGGGAUCAUAUGCGGAUCAGGAAUGGCAGGAGAAUCUGAGCAAAGUGAGUUGUGUCCAGGUACCAUCGCGGAUUCGCUCACCGACAAGUUGUGCUUUCCUUACGAGGAGAUUCCUCAUUUCCCGGUGUCCACGGUGAAGGGCCACGUGGGCAGGUUGGUCUUCGGUCGUAUCCACGGGGUGCCGGUCAUGUGCAUGCAGGGCAGGUUCCACUACUACGAGGGCUACCCCCUGUGGAAGUGUGCCAUGCCGGUGAGGGUGAUGAAGCUGGUGGGAGUGAAGUACCUGGUGGCGACGAACGCGGCUGGAGGGCUCAAUCCCAAGUACAGGGUCGGGGACAUCAUGAUGGUCAAGGAUCACGUCAACAUGAUGGGCUUCGCUGGGAACAAUCCUCUUCAGGGACCGAACGACGACAGGUUCGGACCUAGAUUCCCCCCUAUGAACAAGGCCUACAACUCGAAGCUCCUGGAGAUCGGCGGUAAAGUUGCCGAGGAUAUGGGGAUCUCCGAUAUCGUUCACAGGGGCGUCUACACCUGCCUCGGAGGGCCGAACUUCGAGACGGUCGCUGAGCUGAAGAUGCUGAGGAUGGUCGGCGUCGAUGCCGUAGGGAUGUCUACGGUGCACGAGGUGAUCACGGCGCGGCACUGCGACCUGACGGUGUUCGCGUUCAGUCUGAUAACGAACCAGUGCAUCAUCGACUACGAGGACCUCGGCGAGGCGAACCACGAGGAGGUGAUGGACGUUGGCAAGGCUAGGCAGCCGAUCCUGGCGGAGUUCGUCGCCCGGGUGCUUUCGAAGAUCGUGGAACUCGACCUCGAGACCAAACAGGCCAAAGAGACUAAAGACGCCAAAGAGACUAAAUGAGCGACGGGGCGGACCGACUCUCUCGUCGACGACGAGAGGCAACUUCCUCGGAGGGGCUGCUCUUAGCGGUCUCCGAUUAUCGAGGUCCAGAAAUGGCGCCGGAUAGGAGAUAAGAGCGGAGACCGUCGGAGAGUUAGCGAAAACCGUCGUUCGAGAGGGCGGUCCAGGACGGCGUUGGGAGGUUUUGGAGGGUUCGGCGAGGUUCCUGGAGAUCCGGGGUUGCUUCAAAGACCGGCGAAAACCCGACCGGACGAUCCGGUUCCCCGCUAAGAGAGUCGGGCCAAGACCGCCUCAAAGCGCCCGAUGCUCGACUUCCGGGUCGACCUCCGCGCUUCCACCCUCGGGAGAGCCGAGCCCGGGUUUACUCUUCCGGAGGGCGCGGUGGCAUCUCGCGCGAGAAUCAUAUUUAAUUUUACACCUGACUGCCCCUCCCCGUUCCGGGGGUGCGCCGGGCUCUUUUCCCCGAGGUCUCGGAGAAAUUAUAUUUCAAUUCGAGACCUCGCCGGGCUCGCCGCGAAAGAAGAGCGCGACGCUCCGGGGCAACGGGGAACGGACCGGAAACGUCGUUUCGGGGUGAAAGGAACGUUUCGAAGCGUCUUUUUCUCUCUCCUCUCUACGGAUUGCGGGAGGUAGGUACCCACGUUACGCGUAGGUAAUUAGAUCCGCGGUCGGAGUCGUUCACUCCGAAGCGGAUUCUUGAGCUCUGCAUAUUUAUUGCACGGUAUCGUAGUUGCGUAGUUAGAACCCCCGAUAAGGGUUUUGCCAGUGCUUUGGACAUUCCUCUCGCUGUUCGUUUUAUGAGUCAUAAGCAAUGCGAUCGACGCGUCUCGAGGGAGGAUCCGCGAAAUGGACCGACCAAAGGCGAAAUUUACUCAUGGAUCCUCGAGGAGAUUCUCAGGAAAGCCGUGUAGCCCUCGAGUCUUCGUUCACCGGCGAUCUCGAUUGAUUCGUUACGCGUCUUAAGGAGAUGCGAAGCCGCGGGGGGGAUUGCUCCUCCGCAGCCUCCCCCGCUUCGUUACCUUCAUCUCGUUUCCGCGCUUUUCCAUCGCUAAUGCAUCGGCCCUCGCCUUCGAUAAAUCUCCACCCUCGAGGAAAGGCCCCUUCCUCUCUCGGCGGCUUCUCGGGACGGCGGCCUCGUCAUUAUCGCUAAGAAUUAAAUUAUGAUUUGACAGGCGCGACGAGGAAAGAAAAAAAAGAAGGAGCCCCUCGAAAGCCUGUCAACGGGCGGUCGGAGGAAUCGGGGAAGCAAGAGCGACUUCCGGGGGGGAAAAAAAAGGCGAGACUUUUCCUCGACGUUACGAGAGUCCGAGCGAAACGAGAGUCUCGAGACUUCGGAUUUUUCGCGAUCGAAAUCUGUGCCAGGUUUAAUGUAUUGUAAACAAAAAAGAGGACCGACUCGAUAAAGAGCAAUCCGAUUUAACGAGGGGAACGUUCCGGUGUCCUCGAUGCCUACGUAAAUUUCGAGACGUCUAAGAGAUGUCCCGCGUAGAUGCCAGAUUCUUCAGGGAAAGAUGGAGAAAUUGAAUCAGUGUCUUUGAGUUUUACGAGCUUAGAGACCGCUCGUGGGGCGGAAAAUUGAAUACGGAUUUAAUAAAGAAAAGUGUGGCGGAGGAGACGUUUUACUGCCGGCAAAGGGAGGCACUGGGGUGUCUGAAAAUAUUCUAUUUAGAGGCCAUGUCCUCCGAGGAGAAUAAAUUCGUCUCUGGAAGGAACUCUUAUUGACCUUCGAUGAAAAUUAAAAAAAUUUUGAAACUCUCCCAGUCGUUUUUAGCGAUCGUGAACGAUUGUCCGCACCUAUGAGGAAUUAUAUUUAUAGCCAAUUUAUAACUUCCUGACCGUUCUUUGGUCUUACCGAUAAGCCCUGAAGACGCAUUAGAGAACCUCUUGGAUUUGAAGGACGACUAUAAAUACGUGCACUGCCGAUCCAAAGCCGGCAGAACUUCCACAGAGUGUUUAGCCAUAAUCCUUCGUGCAACAAAUAAAAUUAAUUCGUCCAAGAGGGAAUUAGAGUAAAAUUUUGAAAGUCUCGCCCAAAAUAAGAGAAAUUUUGGUACAUCCGAUACCGGAUGUAUGUAAUUUAAUUUUUUCCCGGUCGCUAAGUUUCCGGCGGCGCGAUCUCGAGCUUGGGUCCAUUCAUCGCGUAAAUGCAAUGGCAUUUGAAUAAAAAAUGUAAUUGAAA